GGCAUCAGAGUGUCGCUAACUGGAUCACCCUCAAAGAACUGUGAUGGAAAACGUCUCAACAGGCCUCUCGGUGUUACUUUUGAUGAGGCUCUGGAGCAGUGGCUUGUCGCAGAUACUGGUAAUGAUCGAGUUGUGCUAGCUCCUAGUGGAAUUGUGUUGACCUCAAGCAGGAUGCUAGCACCAUGUGCGGUCGCCGUUCUCGAGCCUGGAUUCUCUUUUGCUGUUCUUACCAAGUAUGACAUACGGAUCAUGUACCACAACAAAAAAGAAUCUGAUGUAGUAAUCACCCAUUCCGGAUCAGCGAGAGGUCUAGCGCUUACACCUCGAAAAAAUUUCUUGAUAUUGGAGAAAAUAAAGGGAUUCUGGAAUAUUUGUAUUUACGAAGGGAAACCAAGAGCUACGCUCGUCAACUCUGCUCCUUACCCAAAUAUUGAGAACGGAUUGCCAUCGUUCCUUGACGUACAUCGUGAUCUUCUUAUAAUUACUGAUCUAGGUGCCCAGUCUUUAGUGCGAUUCUCAAUUGAUGUCAAGACUGAAAAACUGAAGUUUGAAGAAAGUGUUUUCCUUGGAGCAGGCCCCAAAAAUCGUGGGCACAUCGAAAUAAAAUACAUCAGUGGUGUGUUCAUCGAUAAUGACGAAAACGUCCUUGUUGCAGAUGCGAAGGGUCAUUCAUUACAGGUUUUCACGAGCAGGGGGAUAUUUCUUCACGCAAUCAAGGUUGUGAGUGGUGGCCUUCCUUACAUCAGUGGUAUCUGGGUUAAUCGAAACGGCUUCAUUGGAGCCUGUGCACGAGCUGAAACUAAUGGUGGUCUCUAUGUUUAUCGUAUCGUGGUGCCACCACCCACGGAUUAUAAACUUCCAUCCUUGCGAUCUUGA
Messenger RNA from Ostertagia ostertagi, 876 nucleotides. Lineage: Eukaryota; Metazoa; Nematoda; Chromadorea; Rhabditida; Trichostrongylidae. The record is from the annotation of a GenBank genome assembly.